Messenger RNA from Micropterus salmoides (largemouth bass), 2293 nucleotides. Its product is annotated as T-cell surface glycoprotein CD3 delta chain-like. NCBI's taxonomy places the organism in Eukaryota, Metazoa, Chordata, Actinopteri, Centrarchiformes, Centrarchidae. The record is from RefSeq and is a predicted model, not a curated record. The transcript is spliced from 7 exons. Gene Ontology annotation, cellular component: alpha-beta T cell receptor complex; external side of plasma membrane. The coding region runs from base 179 to 724 and encodes 181 amino acids. Gene Ontology annotation, biological process: positive thymic T cell selection; cell surface receptor signaling pathway. Gene Ontology annotation, molecular function: transmembrane signaling receptor activity.
CAACAAAGCCUGCUGAGAUGGAAAAUAAACCAAUCACACUCACUUCCUUCUCACUCUCACACACACAGACUGAGACCCUUCACCAGACGGAGGCUGGAUGCUUUGACAGCAGGGACACGGCAGCUCUUUCUUUUGAGUGAUCCUCCUGUCAUCGGCAGAACUCAGACGAGUAAACGCAAUGAAAUGUCAAGUAGUGUUUCCUGCCUGUCUGCUGCUGCUUUGGACACUGACAGCAUCUGUCAGUAGUAAUUCAGGAGAAAAGGACAAGAUAACUGUGACAAAAGAGUCUGAUGGGAUAAAGGUGUCCUGUGGCGGAAGUAAAACUCUAUUUAAAGAUGAGACAGAGGUUGAAUCCGGGAAAUUGGAAUACAAUGAUGAGAACACAGGGGAGUACUCUUGUGCGCUACUCAAUGAAAAAGUACUCACAGAAGAAACAAAAAUCUUUGUGAAAUUUCGGACCUGUGAUAAUUGCAUAGAGCUCGACCCGACUUCAAUAUUUGGACUAGUUGUUGGAGACGUGGUGGCUACGAUCGUGAUUGGAUGGGCUGUCUAUCUUGUUGCGUCUCAGACUCGCAGCGGUCCAAUUGCCUCUCACAAGAAAGGCUCUGAUAGACAGCAUCUCGUUCCUAACGAAGUGAGCAACAGAGGCUCCAGUGACCAUUACCAGCCUCUGAGACACCAAGGUGGUAAAAAAGAAACGUAUGAUGUUCUGAACAGAAGAUAGAGGGGUGGUGGCCCCUCUGCCUGGGAACCCAACCCCCCACUCUCCCCAGCCUGAAAACAUACUCUCCAUGUGUCCUUGCAACGCAAACAUCUGCAGGAGGGAAAAGUCUGUUAUCGGUUCCCAGGCUCAACAUCAUGACAGGAUACUUUCUGAUGUGUAGCUCUGCGACGGACGCCGCUCGUUCCUGAUGUAAUGUGCUCUGUAGAUUACUGUCUCAGCUUAGGAUCUCAUUUCAUUUAUUUUCACCAUGCAUGUAAGAUGUUGCUCUUAAUAGACCACUCACAUAUCAAGUGACUUGUUAACCUAUUGCUGUAUGUCAUAGUGCAGUGUUUAUCAGCUGUUGUUCUCGUGUUGGCGUCUCAUUUGAAUCGGCUAUGUUCUUUCUUCCAAUUCUGUAAGUAGGGCUGCUACAACAGCCACUUAAUAUAAUGACUUAAAAAUGAAGUGUUUCUUUUGACAAACAAAAUGGACAUUAUCAUGAUGCAAAAAUAAAAAUUGACAACAAAAAUUGUGUUGUCUUGUUAUGUUGGCAGCUAUUGCCAGUGCUGGAAAGCAACUAAGUACAGUUACUCAUGUAUACUUAGGUACAGUUUGAAGGUACUUCAAAAAGGUUUAGAGGUAAAUACUGUGCAUUUUACUGACUGACAACUAUGAUUACAACUUUUCAGAUUAACUUCAACAACAUAUAAGCUUUUAAAAGAAUGUAUAAAGAGUUGUUUGCGGCUCUGCAAAAGAGACCCCCCUCUGAAACCACUCAGAUGGUUUCGUGGAAGUAAUUGUUUGAGGCUUAAAGAAGGUCUAAUUAUCCUCUAUUUGACAAAUAACAUUAGAAAAAGUCUAUGUCUAAAAUACAGAUUUGUGGUGCAGAAUUUGUUUGUUUUCUUCUUUUCCACCACAUAUCAUCAUCAUGACCAUGUUCCCAAGGUUUGGGAACCACUGGACUAAACUACCAAACUGCAUAUUGCACUAAGUAGUCACAGUUUUUCUCGGUUGCUUUGGUACAUUUUUCAGAUCAGAAGUGAAAUUCUCAAAACUACUUGUUCAACCUCCACAUUAUCAUUUGUGCAAAUCAUAAACACAAUUGAUUAUUCCUUUAAACAGUGCUUUGACACCUUUAUGCAAAUGAUUAUGUACAAUUGUUUGCUGUUUCCUACAUUAUCAAUUGCUUAUGUCAUGUUGAUCACGAUGUAUUAUACCCGUCUCUGUUGAAUAGUGUUACCCCCCAAAAAAUCUAGGUAUAAGGUCAUUGCAUGAGUCACUACGUGCAAAGUGGUUGAACACGUUGUCAUAAUCUGUCAAGCAUAUUUUCUAUUCAUGCCUAUUAGAUUUUUUUGUAAAUGUGUCCUGAAUUGAUGAAGAUAUCCGUUGCGAUGUGGAUGAUAAUCAGUGGGCCAACAGACAGGAACAUCAGCCUGAGGGCUGUUUCCAUAUUUACACUUCGAAUUUUGUAAUUUUUUCCGUUGUGCCUUUCAGUGCUGUAAAACAUUCUUGUUUUAUUUUAUUUUCUGUAUCACAAUGACGUACUCUGUUAACAAAUUACAGUACAAACCAUAAAAGUGCGAAUGUGAA